This is a messenger RNA of Perca flavescens (yellow perch), 5167 nucleotides long. RefSeq names its product E3 ubiquitin-protein ligase pellino homolog 2. Lineage: Eukaryota; Metazoa; Chordata; Actinopteri; Perciformes; Percidae. The record is from RefSeq and is a predicted model, not a curated record. Gene Ontology annotation, molecular function: protein binding; ubiquitin protein ligase activity. The transcript has 7 exons. Gene Ontology annotation, biological process: regulation of Toll signaling pathway; protein polyubiquitination. Bases 261 to 1547 code for a protein of 428 amino acids.
UGUAUCCUAUGCUACUGAACAGAUAUGUUGCGAUACUAGCUACACACUAGCAUUAAAGCCACGAAAAGAUGCACCUUUACGGGAUUAAAACAAUAAAACUAACAACGAGAAGUCUGGAAAAACUUUGCCCAACUGUGCCCAAACUUUGAUAGGCUACAACCCAAAUCACUUCCCUUCAGUUUCGAGUGUGUUAGCAUUGUUUUAUCUCACCAUUAUUGCCAUUGGACGCGUUUUUUUUUCUUCUGGAGCAGUCCAGUCUGAUGAAUUCACCGAAAAAAGACGGAGAUGAUGAUGUGCCCGUUAAAGACCCGGUAAAAUACGGCGAAUUGGUCAUUUUGGGGUACAAUGGCUCUCUUCCAAGCGGAGACCGUGGGCGUAGAAAGAGCCGCUUCGCUCUGUAUCGAAGGGCCAAGGCCAACGGUGUCAAACCCAGCGCUGUGCACAUCCUCAACACACCACAGGACAGCAAGGCUGUCCACAGCAGGGGGCAGCACAGCAUCUCUUUUACUCUGUCCCGUAACCAGACAGUGGUGGUGGAGUACUGCCAUGACAACAACACAGACAUGUUCCAGAUUGGACGCUCCACAGAGAGUCCCAUUGACUUUGUGGUGACAGACACCUCCGGAGGGGGGAAGGAGGGGGAGGACCCCUCCAUUGCUCCCAGCACCAUCUCGCGUUUUGCCUGCAGAGUGGUGUGUGAACGCAACCCACCUUACACUGCACGUAUCUACGCCGCUGGCUUUGACUCUUCCAAAAAUAUCUUCUUAGGGGAGAAAGCAACAAAAUGGAAAAACCCUGAUGGGCAUAUGGACGGCCUGACCACCAACGGGGUGCUAGUGAUGCACCCCAAGGGGUUCCCAGAGGACCCCAAGCAGGGUCUGUGGAGGGAGAUCUCUGUCUGCGGCGAUGUUUACGCGCUGCGGGAGACACGCUCUGGACCCAGCCGGGGCAAACUGGCCGAGGGCGAGAGCAGCGCGCUACGUGACGGCUCCCUGGUUGACCUGUGCGGUGCCACCCUGCUGUGGCGUACAGGCGAGGGGCUCAUGCGCGCUCCCACCCUGCGUCACCUGGAAGCACUUCGCCAGGAGCUCAACGCGUCCCGGCCCCAGUGUCCUGUCGGCCUCAGCACGCUGGCCUUCCCCAGCCUGCCGCGCAGCCACAGCCUUGAAGAGCGUCAGCCUUGGGUCUACCUCGCUUGCGGCCAUGUCCACGGACGCCACGACUGGGGCCAGAGAUCUGAGGGAGUGGAGGUGCCGGGAGAGGGCGAGGGUUCCACAACCCGCCGAGAAUGUCCCCUGUGCAGGAGCGUGGGUCCCUACGUGCCCCUGUGGCUGGGCUGCGAGCCUGCUGUGUACGUGGACGCCGGAGCUCCCACUCACGGUUUUGUGCCGUGCGGCCACGUCUGCUCCGAGAGGACAGCCAGGUACUGGGCUGAGACCCCGCUUCCUCACGGGACGCACGCCUUCAGACCCGUGUGCCCCUUCUGCUCCUCUGCCCUCAGCACCCCCGGCUGGACGCGGCUCAUCUUCCAGGGCCCCAUCGACUAGUCGCCACUCCUCAUCAACCACUCUCACAGUAACAGAAAGACGCCUGGGCUACAUGUUGCAGACGUUGGUCAGUGUUCAGUAGGGAUAGCUAAUUGAUUAGGAGCGCAUGUGUGCUCUACACUCGGGCCACACACUGUGUAUAACAAACACUGUCCAACGUUGUUACUGAAUGUAGCUCGAAGCUGAAUCCUUCCCGUUCUUUAUCCUUCAAUUCUUGUUGAUUGGUAUAAGAUCUGGUGAAUAGGUGCAAAAUAACAGAAUAAUCAAUAGUGUCACGUGGACGGUAUUUACUCUAAACUCUAACCCUCUGUCAGGCAAGAUUGUGCUGUUUUUCAUUCCAACCAAACACUACACUUUCAGUGAUUACCUAACCUUCAAGUCAAAUUGUAUAUAGACACGAGCUUAAACGAUGCUGCUUGACCCUUUUUAAACAAUUAUUUUUACUCCAUUAUCAAAUGACUCAACCUCCCACAAAUUUUAAACGAUGUCAUACAAAACAAACAGAUCCAAACGCUUUUUAUUUGUCUCUUUCAAAAGCCAUGUAUAAAACGACAAGUAGCUUUUUGCACACACAAAAACAAAAGGAGUAGCCUUUUUACUCAGUUCCUCUGCAGCGUCUUACACGUCUGCAGCGCCCGCGUGUCCUUAACUCGGUGAAACGCCGCCUCUUGCACUUCUCGGCCUGACAUCCGACCAGUUCUUAAUUUCUAAAACAUUGUUACUGUAAUUGUUGUGAAAUGCUCGCCACUCAUCAAACAACACAACCCACCUGGUCUCAGCUUCUGCAAAAACCACCUUCGCCUUUAUUUCAAAUCAAGUCUCUUUAUAGAUUUGCACGCUCACUUUCCUGUCUUCCUUCCCUGAAUGACCAGCUGAUUUAUAUUCAUAGCUGUAUUCUCAGCUGGCCAUAUUAACUACUUAUGGUAAAUGUGCUUUACAAGGUGAGAUCAGAGGCGUGUGCUUCGAUCUAGCUUUUCAGGUUCCCAGCGAUUCAUGAAGGGGAAAUUAUUAACCAUCAUAAAAUGAGUAUAUGCAGUUUUCAUCUUUUGUCUUCAUGCAUCAUUUUUUGUGUGAAAUCCAUGCAGAGAGAGACCCCAUAAAUGAGACCCCUUGUGUAGUAUUAGGUUGGAAUGAAAACCUGCAGACUCUCUGAUUGUCUCUGAAGGGAACACUACACGCUGUAUGACCGCACCACAAAGAAUUCACCUCUCAAGGCCAGAUCUCAUCCUGAUUAUCAAGCAGACCGAGGAUAAGCACGGGCUGGGAGUGAAACUGGGUAAAAUCCACUACAUAACUCUGCAGCAAUAAUAGCACUCCCAUAUAAGCUAGAUGUAUCGCUAUGUUUAGCCAAGUGAUAAGUCGGCGGUCGCUUUGGACAUGGCUGAAAUGGUUUCCAGGUUAAGGGCUCAACCAGAGGCGUGUUCAAUAUCAGGAAUUAUUUCAUUGUGGUGUUGUGUGUGUGUGUGUGUGUGUGUGUGUGUGUGUGUGUGUGUGUGUGUGUGUGUGUGUGUGUGUGUGUGUGUGUGUGUGUGUGUGAUGUAACCAAAGCACUAGAAUUUAAAGAUGAGCAACUGAAUCAAUGAUUAAACACACAACAUGUAUUUACAUACUCAUUUUAGAUGCAUUAAUAGCCUAAACAUGCUAACAGAGAUUAGCAUGUUUAGGCUGCAGAGGAAUACAUCAGCUGUCACAAAAGGACAUGUUUUGACGCUCCUGUUGUGUUAAUUUGAACACACUUCUGGUUACUGAAUUAUGUGAAACAGGGUCCAUGUUUGCAUGGUGGAGUGUCAAAAAGGUUUGACCUUGCAUAACCUCAAAAGAGAACUUCUUUUUUGUUUCAAAGAAAACUAUUUUGUUAGAAGAUGGGGAGGGAUUUAUUUGGGUGAAGCGGGAGGAAUUCUUUUAGAUGUUCAGUGUUUAAAAAAAGCAACUAUUUUUCUAACUGAUAAUUGGUUUUAGUUAACUAAUUGUUACUCAGUGUAUGUUUCCGAAUAUUCUCGUGUGGUAGAUCUAGGAGAGCUUGUGAGUGAGAAAACAUUGCCAACACUGUGUCCAACAAACACACACUUAACACAUUGCUACCGUAAAAAAAAAAAAAAAAAAAAACAUUGCCCAGACAAUGAAUGUAGCCAAAUACUCAGGCUAUGUUUAGCCUUCCCUGGUGCUCAUAUUGAAUGGUCUAUAUUGUGAUACUAUUUUUGUAACUGAAUAUUAUGGUGUAGCUCGGUGAACUAGCUCGAUGAGGUCGGAUCAUUUCAAAAUAGCCUCAAGUGUGGAAGAUGUAUAAUUGACAAUACACACUCACGUGGACAUUGUGGUUAGCUUGCAUGUGCUGAACGUACACAUACAGUAUGUACACUACACGUACUCGAAAAACUUUGCACGGUUGAUUGCCAACCUGUCAUUCAUGGUGAGAGCGUUUGUUGCAGACCAAGAUGUCUUCCGAGUCUUCAGCUCCAGUUUUUUUUGUUUUGUUUUGGUUUUGGAAGACCUCUCCGAAAUAAAAAAAGAAAGAAAAUAGAGAAAGAGAGAGCCUAAAAAAAAAGAAAAAAAAAUCCUCAUACUUAAUAGAUGCGUGACGUUUGUGAAUGAGAGCUAUUGAAUCCCACUUUGUACUUCUAUGCUAAUAUUUUUCCACCAAACCAAUUUACUGCAGAAAGAUUGUCCACAUCGACACUUGUUUUCAUUUUGUAUUCAGACCGAUGAUCACGGAGCAUUCAAAGCUAUCGAAAGCCAUUCUGCUGGUUUCCAAAUGCCGUUUGAAGUCUAAAUACAGGAACUCCCUAUAGUAUCGUUACUGUAGCUCAGGAUUAGUGGUUUCAAAUUCACAGCUGGCGAGGCCUGAAGGCCUGGCAGUCAAAAAGUUUCACAAUUGCAAAACACAUAAACUAGAUGUGAAAGUAAUCACCUAAUGUAAAUUUGAAAUUGUAGAGGGCAUACCGUAGGGUAGAUCACCACAGGUCUAGGAUCAGUCACAUACGGGUCUUAAUAAAAGGGGUCAAGGCACAAACCGGCAAUGAAAACAUCAUCGAUCAGCUGCCCUUUACUAAGCACGCCAAAUCCUGCAAAUCUUGCUUUUGAAUAUAUACAACAAUUAGUGUAACACCAUUGGCAUGUGGAUGGAAGAACCGCUGCAGCACCCUCAUUGGCUUUUAUUUUCUUACCUGAUAAAUUUAUUUUAGCUUAUUUUUCUUCACUUUUCCUUUGUUUUAUUCUUCAUUUGAACUCUCUUUGGGUUAUAGGUGUCCAUAUGCAAUUUCCUCUCCCUUGUUUUUUUUUAGAUUUUAAUAUCUGUGAAUUUUUAGAUAACAGUAUUUUAGAUAGUUAGAAACCGCCAGUAACAUCAUUAGCAGUUCCCUAACGUUUUUUUUUUUAUGCUUGACCUUCACUCCAGAUGGCAAGACCUCAACCUCCUCAACUUAUGAACUCAUCUUACUGUAGGUGAGUGAGUAGCUGACACGUAAUAUACAGCGUAAAACCUCACAGUUAAUAAUGCAUUCCUUUUAAUACAUAGGUGUUAUGUACAGCUAUUUUGUAUUAUUUUAUAUCAUAUUCUUCUGUAAUCGUCCGCUGCACAGACAAUCGCUAUACACAUGUCAAUAAACUGUCAAAAAGUUGAA